Messenger RNA from Serpula lacrymans var. lacrymans S7.9, 2653 nucleotides. RefSeq lists its product as uncharacterized. Gene Ontology annotation, biological process: L-tryptophan biosynthetic process. Lineage: Eukaryota; Fungi; Basidiomycota; Agaricomycetes; Boletales; Serpulaceae. Gene Ontology annotation, molecular function: phosphoribosylanthranilate isomerase activity; anthranilate synthase activity; indole-3-glycerol-phosphate synthase activity. The transcript is spliced from 2 exons. The coding region runs from base 122 to 2548 and encodes 808 amino acids. The record is from RefSeq and is a predicted model, not a curated record.
AACAAGUUCGCCUGCAGUCCAGCGGUGCAUUCACUGCUAUAAAGUUUCUCUACACCACCAUCGUAUCCAUUGCUUUCCAAUCUCUACAUUAUCAUCGUUUUCAGUACCAACAGCGACAACAAUGGCAUCGAUGGCAGCCCCCACGAUAGUCCUCCCAGACGCACUGUCCAAACCCAUAGACGUCCUCAUGAUCGAUAACUUUGACUCAUUCACCUGGAAUCUCUACCAAUCCUUAUGUCUCCUCGGCGCAAACGUCACAGUCAUCCGCAACGACGCCAUCCCCGCCACCGCCCUUCACCAGCUCCAGAUCAAGUCCCUCAUCAUCUCCCCAGGACCAGGGCACCCCCAGACUGACUCGGGCAUCUCCCGCGAGGCUAUCCGCUACUUCACAGGCAAAGUGCCCGUCCUGGGCGUGUGCAUGGGCCUCGAGUGUCUCGUCGAUGUGUAUGGAGGUGCUAUCGGAUACGCGGGAGAAAUCAUGCAUGGAAAGCUCAGUCGUAUACGACACGACGGACGAGGCUGUCUCAAGGGCCUCCCACAAGGCUUCCUCUCCACGCGCUACCACUCCCUCAGUGCAUCCGUAAAGACCUUACCCCAACAUCUCAUGGUCACUUCAGCAACCGAAGAGAGCGGUGUCAUCAUGGGCGUCCGCCACAGAGAUUACACCCUCGAAGCUGUGCAGUACCAUCCCGAAAGCAUCCUCUCCGAAGCAGGCGACGAUCUGAUGCGCAACUUCCUUGCCCUCAAAGGCGGAUAUUGGCGUGAAAACCCCGAUUUUGGAGUGCACGACACGACACUCCCGCCCUUUCCCGUCGACAUCCUCAUGGGCAACAAGGCUGAGGAGGCAGCGGCGAAAACAAAGGUGCCGACGAUACUGGAAAAGAUAUAUGCACAAAGGAUCAAAGAUGUGCAGCACGCUAAGUCGAUUCCAGGCGCGACACCCGGCGAUCUCGAUAUUCUUCUCUCCAUGCACCUCGCACCCCCACUCACACCUCUCGUCGCCCGGCUCAAAGCCAAAAAGCCAGCGUUGAUGGCAGAAAUCAAGCGUGCAAGCCCUUCAAAGGGGAACAUCGCGCUCAAUGCCAACGCAGCGCAGCAAGCGCUCACCUACGCCCUCUCCGGCGCAUCCGUCAUCUCCGUGCUCACCGAGCCCACCUGGUUCAAAGGCAGCCUUCUCGACAUGCGUCUCGCCCGCCAAGCCAUCGACCACCUCCCCAACCGGCCCGCCAUCCUCCGCAAAGACUUCAUCCUUGACGAAUAUCAGAUCGCAGAGGCCAGAUUGUAUGGCGCGGACACUGUUCUGCUCAUCGUCGCUAUGAUACCCGUCGACAGGCUUCGCGUCCUGUACGACUACUCGCUCUCGCUUGGCAUGGAGCCCCUCGUCGAAGUCAACAACUCACGCGAAAUGUCCCUCGCGCUCGAGCUGGGCGCAAAAGUGAUCGGAGUGAACAAUCGCAAUCUUCACGAUUUCCAAGUUGACAUGGGCACGACGAGUCGGCUCGUCGACAUGGUGCGCGAAAAAGACGUCAUACUCUGUGCCCUGAGCGGUAUAUCCAGUCCCAGCGACGUGCGCCAAUACUCAGAGCAAGGCGUCGCCGCCGUUCUCGUUGGCGAGGCGUUAAUGCGCGCCACGGACACAAAAGCGUUCAUACACGAGCUUCUCGACUGGCCUCUGCCAUCACCUAGGGAAAAACAGGCACCGCUGGUGAAGAUAUGCGGCAUAAGGACGGAGGAGGAAGCUAUCGCUGCUGCGGACGCCGGCGCCGAUCUCCUGGGUCUCAUGUUCGUCCCGAGCAGCAAACGCCGCAUCUCACUUCCUAUUGCGCGCGAAAUCUCACUCGCGAUACACAAUUCCCUCGGAUCACGUUCAUCAGCCGCCUCGGCCACGCAGAGGGACGAGCUCGUCAACGAGCCCUGGUUCGCCACCCACGCCCAUCGUCUCGCCAAUCAGCCUCGCCGGCCACUCCUCGUCGGGGUGUUCCAGAACCAGAGCCUGUCCGACAUUCUGGAUGCAGUGGCCUCCGCCCAGCUGGACAUGGUGCAGCUGCACGGUAGCGAACCGCUGGAAUGGGCGAAACACAUCCCCGUCCCUGUCAUACGCGCAUUCCACGUCGGGCCGCAGGGGUCUGGGUUGGAGGACAUCACGCGCCCCGGUCUGCAUGAGUUUGUGCUUCUUGACUCGCAGCGGGCGAGCGAUGGGCUGAGUGGUGGGAGCGGGAAGGUGGUGGACUGGGACCUUGCUGCACGGGUUGUAAAGGCGGGUGAGUUGGUCACCGUGGCGGCAGCCGUCUCCGAGACGGCUGCAAGUGCAGAUGAGCCAAAAGUAAAUGGGAGUCAGGGAGAGGUGAACGGCGACGGCUCUCACGUUCCCAAGUCCUUCAUGCCCAUACUGCUGGCUGGGGGCCUGACUCCGGAGAACGUGAAGGAGGCUAUACUCAAGGUGGACCCAUGGGCCGUGGAUGUGAGCGGCGGGGUUGAGACUGCUGAUGGGAAAGGCAAGGAUAUGGAGAAGGUCGUUGCUUUCAUCAAUGCAGUCAAAGGAACAUGAAAAACAUAAGCUACCGCGAAAAAAUCUAAAAGCUGGAAUGUUGACGGUUGAGCACCGGAUAUGUAUUGUACUAAUGAUUUGUAUUCAUUUGGAUUUGAGCGGAAC